UGGUACGCGGAUUAAGACCCGCAAACGGAAUAUUGCAGCGCCUCUGGACCCUGCAGCAUUUGCGGAUGCAGUGGUCCAGAUUUAUCUGGAUAAUGCUGGUGAUCUGUCCUUGCAGUGCUACACUCAGUGGGAUAGUGUUUUUGAUAUCACUUAUGAUUCAUAUUGUGUUUGCGUUGAAAUGGUGGGAAAUCAAAGACUGUGUUUCAAGGUGAUGAAAUUGUUGUACAAUGGCAUGAGAAUUGGUUGGCUUAUCCCUAAAGGUAUAAAUGGAAGUGGAUGGAGUAACCUAGUUGAAUUGAUUAGAAAGAUGAUCAUCAUUGGUGGAAACCAGGGAAGGUGUUUGGAGAAACAAAGGGGUGAGGGCAUUAGCUUCAUAGCUGAUGCUAGAACUUAUUUAGGUGCCUUUGGCCAAAAUUCUGAAUUUUCUGGGAAAUUGACUCCUUUCCAGGCUGAUAAAGCUAAAAGGGUGUUGGAAUUCUGCAACGAGAAAAGUGAGUUGUUGAAGGAUAGGUUGGAACUUCCUACAAAACCUAGGAUUGCUAAAGUUGAUGAGGGGAUUGUUUGUAUUAAUGAAAUCCUAUCAGAGAUGGAUGCUUUGAGUGAGGCUAUUGGAUAA
Messenger RNA from Ilex paraguariensis (yerba mate), 616 nucleotides. NCBI's taxonomy places the organism in Eukaryota, Viridiplantae, Streptophyta, Magnoliopsida, Aquifoliales, Aquifoliaceae. The record is from the annotation of a GenBank genome assembly.